This is a messenger RNA of Coffea arabica (coffee), 480 nucleotides long. RefSeq names its product pterocarpan synthase 1-like. Lineage: Eukaryota; Viridiplantae; Streptophyta; Magnoliopsida; Gentianales; Rubiaceae. The record is from RefSeq and is a predicted model, not a curated record.
AUGGCAAAGGGUUUAGCUAUAGCAUCCCUCCAAAUUCUCAGCGUGCUUUUACUAGCAAGCUUAGGACAAUCAAAAACUCUGUUCACAAAUUUGACGAUGUACCUCCACGAAUUUCAAAGUGGAGAUGCUCAGUCUAUUUUCCCAGUUGCAGGCGUUUCAAUCGAAUCCGCACUAGUUGGUCGUUCGCAAGCCAUUCCAGUAGUAGCAUCCCUUGAUGGCAACAACACGGCGCUUGCUGCAACGAUUCUGUUCACUAAUGGAAAGUACAUGGGUAGCACUGUGGAAUUUAAAGGAAUUGCCCUGCGAUCUGUGGAUGCCAAUGAAUUUGCGAUUAUAGGAGGAACCAAACAAUUUCGGUAUGCAACAGGGUAUAUUAUCUUUGAGCUGGUCAGCGCAGUAGGAGGUUACAUCAUUUCAAGGGUGGACCUCUACAUUAGACAGGACAUACCGGAUGACUACCCUGGUAUUGCUUUUCUUUAA